Lindgomyces ingoldianus is the source of this 1140-nucleotide messenger RNA. RefSeq lists its product as uncharacterized. The annotation marks the transcript as partial. Lineage: Eukaryota; Fungi; Ascomycota; Dothideomycetes; Pleosporales; Lindgomycetaceae. The record is from RefSeq and is a predicted model, not a curated record. The transcript has a single exon.
GGAUGGACUUCCGCCCCAAACUCAAGAGGCACUAUCGAUAUCCUGUGGACUUGCCUCUUCACGGUCUUUCUCUGCUGCUGGACCGCCAUUCACCCCGGUAUUCCCCACCCUAAGUCACUAUGGUGGCAACGGUAUUUAGACCGGACGAUUUGCCUCCUAGUAGGCGCCAUUGCUCCAGAAAUAUUCAUUUACAUCGCCUUCUUCGAGCGUAUGGAUGUGAUGGUGAUUCACCAAGAACCACCACCGAACGUUAGUUACAAGAAAUGGACGACCGUCCAUCGUUUCUACUUCUUGAUGGGUGGAUACUGCAUUGGUUGGCAUCCACCUGAGGAAGCUGAGAUUGCAAGAGUUGGAUACUUACGUAUCGGCGUCCUUUAUGAACUUCUUCGCGAUGGGCGAAUCGACCCUAAAAAUCUGAUUACCAAAGAAGACAUUCUUGACAAAGGAAAAGCGGAUGGCUUGGUAAAGACCGUCACACUUCUUCAGAUUGUGUGGGUGCUUGUGCAGAGUAUCGCACGCUGCAUUCAACACCUUCCCCUCACCACUCUGGAGAUCAGCACCCUGGCAUAUAUACCCUGUGCGGCGAUCGUCUUCGGCCUUUGGUGGAACAAACCAUACGAUGUCAGCGUGCCUACAAUCAUAGACAUGGCGACUUACGCGUCGCCUCAUUAUCGAGCUGUUGAGACAGAGCAGUAUACGAUCAUCCCGGCCACGUACCAAACUUACGGCAUGGCGCGCCAGUUUCGAGAUGCCGUAGUGUCUAGUUUAGUUCCAAUUGGCUUUGGAGGGUGGGUCUCUGUCGUGGUAUUCUUUCUAGUGGGAUCGAUCCACCUUGCUGCGUGGAACUUCUCUUUCCCUUCUCCCUUCGAGAAGUGGGCCUGGCGAGCCUGUUCACUCGUCUUGACAAUUAGCAUUCCAUUUUCCUGGGUUCUAACUCGAGGGGUACUCAGGCUGGUUAGGCUCGUUUUGGACAUGGGAGAGGCGAAGGCAAUAUGGCUCGCGGGAACAAUCCAGGGAAUCGGAGUAGGCCUCUAUGUAAUUGCGAGACUCUAUUUGUUGGUUGAAGUUUUCGUAAGCUUAAGGGCGGUACCGAAGGAUGCAUAUGAUACCCCUGAUUGGACUAGAUUCCUGCCGCACGUA